AUGGAAAGUCGGCAAGACGACAUUGCCAGCGCCAAAUCAUGGCUUCCCAACUUCCUUCGUGGAGACACAACCAAGAAGUCUUCCGACUCGGCCUCCUCUACCCCGCCCAAUGAGGAGACUUCUCUUCUGCCCAAGCCCCAAGACGAGCAAGAGGAAGGAGAGGUCUACGAGCUCGAAGAUGGCAACCAAAGCACCACCGCGCUCGUCCGCCGCGAGUUCUGGGUCCUCUUCAGAGGCUCCGUCCCUGUCAUCCUCGCAUACACCCUCCAAAACUCCCUGCAGACUGCGUCCGUCCUGAUCGUCGGCCGACUAUCCCCAGAGGCACUCGCGACGGCUGCCUUCUCGUACAUGUUUGCCAUGUCCACGGGAUGGCUUAUCGCGCUUGGUGGCACCACCGCCAUCGACACUCUCGCGUCUGCUACGUUUACAGGAAGCAAAAACAAGCACGACCUAGGUGUCAUAUUGCAGCGGGCAUUCAUCGUGCUGGCACUCUUCUACGUCCCUGUUGCCCUCCUAUGGAUCUUCUCUGAGCCGGUCUUCAAGGCCCUUGGACAGGAGGCCUACAUCGCACGCGACUCGGCCCGCUUCCUCUCCGUGCUGGUGCCCGGCGGGCUCGGGUACAUCUACUUUGAGGCCCUGAAGAAGUAUCUACAAGCACAAGAGAUCAUGCGCCCCGGAACCUAUACCCUCUUAAUAACCUCCCCCCUCAACGCAGGCCUCAACUACCUUCUCGUCUACACAUUCGACUUCGGUCUCCUCGGCGCGCCCAUCGCCACCGGCAUAUCCUACUGGCUCAGUUUCCUGCUCCUCCUCUUCUACACCCGCUUCGUUGCCGGCUUCGAAUGCUGGGGCGGCUGGUCCCGCGCCUGCCUGCGCAACAUGGGCACCUUUGCGCGCCUCGCCGCCCUCGGCAUUGUCCACGUCGGCACCGAGUGGUGGGCCUUCGAGAUCGUGGCGCUGGCUGCCGGCCGCCUGGGUACCAUCCCCCUCGCCGCCCAGUCCGUCAUCAUGACUACUGAUCAGGUGAUGAAUACGAUUCCCUUCGGCAUCGGCGUCGCGACUUCCAGCCGUGUGGGGAACCUGCUGGGCGCGCGCAAUGCGAGGGGUGCGGCGCGCGCGGCGAACACGGCGGCAUGGCUGAGCAUGAUCGCCGGCGUGGCCGUGCUGGCCGUGCUGAUGGGCGUCAAGGACUUCUACGCGCGCAUCUUCAACGAUGAUGUCCGCGUCGUCACACUCACAGCGCAGGUCAUGCCCUACGUCGCGUUGUUCCAGAUCGCGGACGGGCUAAACGGGUCGUGUGGCGGGGCGCUUAGGGGCAUGGGGAGACAGCAUAUUGGCGCCGCGGUCAACAUCGUGAGCUAUUACUGCGGCGCGUUGCCGCUGGGAAUAUGGCUUGCGUUUCAUGGGUGGGGGCUUGGAGGGCUGUGGGUCGGGCAGUGCAUUGCGCUGUAUUUGGUCGGGUUUAUCGAGUGGGCGAUCGUGGCAUGGAGUGAUUGGGAGUGGCAGGUUGAGAAGGCGUUUGAGAGGAUGGAUCACGAUGAGCGCGCGGAGAUUGGGGGGAUGACAAGGGCGGUGGAUGCGGCGGAGGACGAUGGGAGGGUGGAGUAG
This is a messenger RNA of Coniosporium apollinis CBS 100218, 1608 nucleotides long. RefSeq lists its product as uncharacterized. The transcript is spliced from 2 exons. Gene Ontology annotation, biological process: xenobiotic detoxification by transmembrane export across the plasma membrane. Gene Ontology annotation, cellular component: membrane. The coding region runs from base 1 to 1608 and encodes 535 amino acids. NCBI's taxonomy places the organism in Eukaryota, Fungi, Ascomycota, Dothideomycetes. The record is from RefSeq and is a predicted model, not a curated record. Gene Ontology annotation, molecular function: antiporter activity; xenobiotic transmembrane transporter activity.